Messenger RNA from Neurospora tetraspora, 375 nucleotides. RefSeq lists its product as uncharacterized. The coding region runs from base 1 to 375 and encodes 124 amino acids. Lineage: Eukaryota; Fungi; Ascomycota; Sordariomycetes; Sordariales; Sordariaceae. The transcript has 2 exons. The record is from RefSeq and is a predicted model, not a curated record.
AUGUCCUCCUCAAACACCUCUACCUCCAACACGACCUCCUCUACCACUCAAAGCGGCUCUUCCACUAGCAACACCUCAUCCUCAACCACGACCAGCUCCAGUAACAACACGUCCAGUUCUACCGGAUCAACAAACACCACCUCCACCUCUACUUCCUCCGACCCCUUGGCGGCGUUUGACCGUAUCAGGGUUGAGGGAGCGAUGCAGUACUGGGGGAGCAAGAACGGGUACUCUCAUUUACUGGAACUGGAGCCAGAAGAGCCAGAGGAGCCAGAGGAGCCAGAGGAACCAGAGGAACCAGAGGAGCCCGAGGAGCCCGAAGAGCCGGAAGAGCCGGAAGAGCCGGAAGAGCCAGAGGAGCCAAAGGUACCAUAA